This is a messenger RNA of Pararge aegeria (speckled wood butterfly), 5700 nucleotides long. RefSeq lists its product as uncharacterized. Bases 97 to 4107 code for a protein of 1336 amino acids. NCBI's taxonomy places the organism in Eukaryota, Metazoa, Arthropoda, Insecta, Lepidoptera, Nymphalidae. Gene Ontology annotation, molecular function: RNA polymerase II cis-regulatory region sequence-specific DNA binding; DNA-binding transcription factor activity, RNA polymerase II-specific. The transcript has 9 exons. The record is from RefSeq and is a predicted model, not a curated record. Gene Ontology annotation, biological process: regulation of transcription by RNA polymerase II.
UCAAGAAAAUGGAGUUUAGUUACGCAUAAUAAAUUAAAGAUAAAAGUUUCAGUAUGAAAUCAAAUAAAAUAUACUUUUCCAACUGCCGGGGUUAGAAUGGAUAAUACGACUCCAUUUCAACCUUGGGCAGCUGACGAUAAUGCUAAAAAUGUUAAAACUGAACAAGAAUUAGUGGAUGACGCGAAACUUCAUCGGGAAAAUGUCAAUCAUCCAAAACAUAGGCAAACUGCGUCUUACGAUAAAGAAAUCGUCGACGCUCCAAGUGUUGUUCCUGGACCCUCGAGUGCCACGGGUUCCGGUGUCAAUCCCGUCGGUGAAAAAGAGCCCAAAAUGGACUCUAGCAAAGUAGCUUCCAUGCAACAAAUUGUUGAGAACACUCUCAGUCAAGAAGGACGGCAAAGAGUAUCCCAAAUACUUGAGGCAGUGGAGGCUCUAAGUGGAGCAGAGAGACUGUUAUUGUAUCUCCGACUACCGACUGGUGUACCUCCUCAUGAUCCGCUCAAACAGCCUCUUAACCCAUUAGGUUCAAGAGCUGAACUCCAACAAACUGUGACAUGGAUACAAACACAUUUGGAGGUAGACCCCGAUGUUUCAUUGCCUAAGCAGGAUGUUUAUGAUGAAUAUAUAGCUCACUGUAUGAGUAGCAAUAUGAAACCUUUAUCAACUGCUGACUUCGGUAAGGUUAUGAAGCAGGUGUAUCCUACUGUACGGCCGAGGCGACUUGGAACGAGGGGAAAUUCGAGGUACUGCUAUGCAGGGCUCCGUAAAAAGGUUAAACUUGAAGUACCGCAGCUACCUGAUUUGGGUGAAUCGUCUAAGGAACCCACUGUAAUGAAAGAAAGUGAAAGAAUCGUUUGUGAAUGGGCUGAAAGUAAAUUUGGUAUUAAGUUUUUUAACAUAACGGAUCUGUCGAGACAUCUGGUGUCCCCACUCGGUCCCGCCAGCGAGUCUCCACCACCACACACCGCACACGGUCCACCGGAGGAAACGCCUGGCCCUCAGCUGAUGAAACAGCAGCUAAAACGAAAGUUACAGACGCAGGCCACACCGGGAAGGCCCAAGAAAAACAAGGGACAAGAAGUCGCCGGGGAAUCGCCGCCUUCUGCCUCGUAUGUCGGUAUGCACUCGUCUGUCAAGCACGAAAGUGAAAUGCCCGAGCAGAGUUACGCUUACCAGCCGGCCUAUAGCCCUAUGUACGACGUGCGGCAACCCUACGCAUACGCGCCGCCACCGCGAGCGCACCCGCCGCACGCGCCCCCCGCGCCCCACCCCGUGCUGCCCGUGCACGAGUAUCGCCCCGACCCCUACGCUUUCGAGCCGGCCUACGCGCCACGCGAUCUUUCCGUUCCGCCCGACACCGCACACAACCUGCCCAUAAACUUAAGCAGCGACGCCUCGCUCGACCUGUCCACGGAGCGAGGCGAGUGGCCGCGACGCCGACCGCCCGACCCCCCCGCCCCGCACGUACCACCCGCCCCACCCGCCGCGCGUCUCCCGCUACCCGGCAAGAAACUCAUCUUGGAGACGUAUCAGAGCGAGACCCAAGCUGGAUCCCGCUCUGUCGCGACCCACCAGCCCGAAGAGUUUCCGCGCACUGAAUAUCUGCCAAAAAAGAUGCGCGCUGCAGAAAUCCUGGGCGGCAAGCUAUCCGCGACGCGGCAGGCACUCGUCGGGCACGAGCCGACGCCCUCAUCUUCCUCCGCCAGCGCAGAGCCGUCCGUACGACCCGAGGUUGUUUUUUUAGAGGAUUCAAAAAACUUAACGAGCCGGUCCAAAAGCACCGCCGCGGCGCUGGCCCGGGAGGAACAGGAGGCGGCGAGUCCGACACGGUCGGUGAAGGCUCCGACGCCUAAGUGCAGCCGCACGAGGAUUCGCAAGUUCUACUCGCGCGUGAAAGAUCCGUCUCCGGACGCGGCUGAGCGGCCCGAGCGCCUCGCGACACCCGACUCGUGCUGCGGCCUUGACGGCAUCAACAUCAAGACUGGGAUGAUAUGCGAGGAGAAGCACUCUGAAAUCUUGAAUCGAGAGCGCGUGAUAAGUAUCUGUAACAUCGACAAGCACGACCUGGACGACUACCUCAACGAGGGCAACAGUCAGGAGCACGAGGAGGAGUUGUUGCAAUACUUCCAUCAGCGCGACGCCGAUCAAGAUACGACGGCCAACGCGAACCCUGCCGAUAGUUUUUUAGAAACAGGUCAGGACCCACACGACGAACACAGUCAAGGCAAAAGUGAAAAAAUAUCGCAAUUGCGAGAAUUGCUGGCUAAGAAUUUAAAGAAUCAGAGUGGGUCCAAUGCUCAAAGUGUAAAAAAUAACCAAGAUUCUAAAAAAACGAUCGGUACGGAAUCACAUGUCAUUAAAACAACCAUUGCGGACGGGGCAUUCAAGCCGCUCGGUAACGGUACUGUUGAAAUUGUAAAUGGUACGAAUUUGUUGAAAGGCCAUGAAGUUAAUAUUAGUAAAAAUAGUGAUACUGCUCCAAACGAAAAUGGGAUUUCAGUGACUUGUACGUCUGAAAAUAAUCAUAAUCACAAUCAAUUAAUGGCUGCAGUUGGUGGAUCUCAUCUUUAUAACGGCAAUUGUCAUAACGAGCCCCAAAGUCCAACGACCAGAACACAGCAAUACGACUUUGUACCUAUAUCUGAUGGAUGCCAUUCACCUGGGAAUUUCCAUUCAAAAUCUCCUUUAGGAUUCGGACAGCGAGGAAAUAGCCCCACUAAAACAAAUAAACCAGUUAUUAUGGGGGGAUCCUUACAAACGUCUCCCAUUUCGCAUAGUACGGCAGCUAGCCCAUUCGUGAGCCCAAGAAACACUCCAGUGCCAAGAUCACGUUUCUGCUCCCGGCCUAUUCCGAAGCAUAAUGGUAGAAAAAAACGUAAUCCUCUUACCCUAGGCGUAAACGAUCCAUGUAGUAAACAAUUUGCCAUACCAAAUGAUCAGAAAUUCAUGCCGAAAACCUCUUUAAGUGGUCCUAAUAUUAAGUAUUGCCAACCUAUGUCAGCACCGCCUUCUCCAAACAUUCUUUCACAUUAUAAGCAGCAAAUGGUCCAAAACUCUGGUAUUCCCAACGGUGGCAGCAAUAUGUGUUUGAGCUUUAUCCCAAACGCAUUCCGGGAGAAUAUUAACGGUGAAUUAGCACAACCGUUGUCUGCAGAUCCUUUAUCCAGCGAGGUGAGUCGAUUUUUUCAAGAACCAGUCCUCAAUUAUAGACUCGGUCAUGACACCUCAUUCAGAUCACAAUCAGUGCCACUCAAACAGGCACCGAUGAACAUCAGCUUAUUAAGCUAUAACAACACUCCAGUGGGUUCCGUGCCCCCGACGCCAGUGCCAAACGAGUUUUGUGACUUUGGCUCUCUCGCAGACACGUGCGACAUAUCCAAAGCCGGUCUAAACCCUGAAACUUUAGACAAAAUAUAUGACGCAAUCGACAGUAGCAACGGUGUACUUAACGCAGGAGCAUCGACGACCAUUAUAAAUACAAAUGAUGCUUUAACUAAUGGUUGCGAUCCAUUGCCUGACCAGCAAAUUCUGACUGAUGAUCAGUUGCAGUCUCUCAUGCCUAGUAGUACUGAACUGCUCGGUAGAAGCGGCCAGUAUAGCGAAUCAUUCCCAAACGAUGCGGCGAGUGCUGAUAACGUCGAAGAGUUCUUGAAACGAACGAACAGUAUUGAUUAUGAUUUAUCAGAACUGGUAACUGAGAAAAAUAAAUAUUAUACCUCACGCUCAGUUCCCAGCACACCUCUACCUUAUAAACGGACAGCGCCAAAUUUACAAAUCGAUUCUCGUCUUUCUAGAGAGCUGUUCACUGCUGAGAAUAACUAUUCUAACAUUUCGAACGGCAUAUCUUCAAAGUCUGUCCCAUCAACGCCACAGUUGGCCGAAGAUAGAAGUGUUUUUAGCUACAGUAAUAGAGAUUUUCUUAUCAAUGGGAAUUCCGUCGACAUGUGCAACUCCAAUCAAAUGCGUUCCGUAGAAAACGACCAAGGCCUAACUUCACCGCUUGACAUGUUACGAGAGGACAUAUUAGUAGAUCCAUUGACCCCAUCCAUAGAUCCUUUGCUGGCAGACCUUGACAAAAUGGAUGGAACACCAUAUGUUGACCUCUAGUCGGCAUGAUUAUCACCAAUUAGAAAUAAGAUUAGCUUCAUGAACUUGUACAGUCGGAUAUCAAGUAUUAGAUAUCUUCUAGAGUACAACGUAUUAUAUGCCUUCAGUGAAGGCAAUUAUUACCAUAGUAGUUUAAAAUAUCAAUCGCACACUCCCAAAAACUUGAGUCAAUACAAUGCACCACAAUAUUGUGAUAAGAAUAUUUUGAUGAAUUAAUAUCUCCAAAUUACUAGUAGAAGGACUAACAAUCCAUGAGAUUUUUUCAUUUAAAUACGUAUUAUAUUGAUCGUAAAUGUAAAUUUAUCUUCAGUUUUUGCUUCAUCAAUAUGUAAACUUAAUGGCCUAAUAAUUAAUUAAUUAAUUUAAUUGUUAAAUACAUCGUGACGAACAUCAUCGAGCACUUUGGUGUUCUAGAGAAUUUAAUACAAACAUCGUGAUAUAUUUUUAUUUCUUGGGGCCAAUAUUAGUAUCCGAUUUUUUUUUUUAAAUGCUUCAUGACAAUAUAAAAGCUUAUUGUGAAAUAUAGAGAAACAUCGAAAUUUUGAUACUUUCGAGUAUACAUAGUCUGUAAAAAUUAACAUGAAUAAAUGAGUUAGCUAAUGUAUUCCUCAAGAAUAAAAUUAGCUACAUACGUAGUAAGUAAGCAGACCAAACGUCGCGCCAAGCGUGCAUAGUGAACUAUAUAUAUAUAUAUAUUAAUUGGUUUCUUAAGAAGAUAUAUAAAUAGUAUAUAGUUUAUAAAAAUGAAUUUAUUGUAUAAGUCAGCACAAAGAUUUUAAUAUAUUUUAUUAUCGCAUAGGAGUUUUCUCUUAUAUACUAAAUUUACAUGAUCGCAUAUGAUGCGGCGAGGAAUUUUAACAUGCCCUUUAUGGCUGCAGUGAGCUUAUGUGAGAAACCGAAAUAAACAUUCAUUUCCCGUCGACAUAUACUGCUCGGAUUGAAAGUGAAAUCGUUCGUUUUCGGUAUUGUACGGUAGAUAUAUCUACCGCUCUCAAUUAGGCGCUGCGCAAACAUAGACAUUCAUGUGUAUUGUCUUGGAUACAACACACGACACAAGCAUAGUUUUAUUUUAAACUAACAAUCAAUUUAUUACGAUCUAUGCAGACUUAAACACAUUUGGUGUCAGUUACUUCCAAUUGCCACAAACGGAUUGCCAAUCAAAAAGUGUUCAUUGUUUGCAACUAGAAAUUAAAUUUAAAUAAGUGUCAAAACUACAGUACUCAACAACAACAACAACAACAACAACACCAACAACAACAACACAACCACACAACUUCCAGUAUAAAGUUGUCAGUUCCUGACAAUAAAGUAUCUACGUUUACACAGCGCCUUAGCCAACUUAUCGUUGUCAUUUUUGUACGCCGCGCAUUAUGUAUCGCCGGGAACCUGUUAAUUACAGCCGAGAAGUCAGCAUAAAAAUAAAGUACAGCACGUUGUUUAGUAUGUUCGAUUGAUUUUAACUCAGGAUAUGCUGGCUGACUUGAGUUGUUUCCGUUAGACUUUGAAGAAUCGGAAUGUUGUUUUCAAUGUAAUUGUUGUUAUAUUUUGUUAAAGUUAAAGCUUCUUGAAAUUAUAAAAAAUAAUUAUUUUAUA